Adineta steineri is the source of this 9813-nucleotide messenger RNA. NCBI's taxonomy places the organism in Eukaryota, Metazoa, Rotifera, Eurotatoria, Adinetida, Adinetidae. The record is from the annotation of a GenBank genome assembly.
AUGGUACUUGCAAAUCUAGUUGUCUAUCUACUGGAUAAAUACUUGAGUGAUUAUAUCGAAAAUUUAGAUACAAAAAAACUUAAAAUUGAUUUAUGGAAUGGAAAUGUUGUUCUUGAAAAUCUAUAUCUAAAAUCCAACGCACUGGCGGAUUUAAAUCUUCCUGUCACUAUAUCAAUUGGAUAUUUACAAAAAUUAAUACUUCAAAUUCCAUGGACAAAUUUAUAUACACAUUCAACAAAAGUAACAAUCGAUGGACUUUUUGUACUAGUUAUACCAAAAACUGAAGUCGAAUAUGAUGCCCAAAGAGAUGCAAAAGAAAAACAUGAAGCUAAAAUGAAAGAAGUUCGAAAAGUUGAAAAACUUCGAAAAGAAAAAGAAGUUGAAAAAAAUGCCAAAGGAAAUGAUAAAAAUAACGAUACUUUACUUGAACGUAUGCAACUUCAAAUUAUUCGAAAUUUGGAAUUAUCAAUUCGAAAUAUUCAUAUUGUUUAUGAAGAUAAAUCAACUAAACCAAAUCAUCCAUUUUCAUUUGGAAUAACUCUUAAUUAUAUAUCACUUCAUACAACAACACCAGAUUGGAAAUCGGCUAUACUCAAAGAAGAUACAUCAUUGAUUCAUAAACUUGGUGAAUUAAGUGCUUUAUCAAUUUAUUGGAAUACAAAUGCUAAAUCUCGAACAGAUUUAACAAGAGAUGAUGCCAUCAAUAGUUUAAAAGAAAAAAUAGCUAUUGAUAAUCAACACGCACCAUCUGAUAUCUCAUACAUUCUUCGUCCACUUAAUGUCAAAGCACGACUUGCAUUAGCAAUGAAACCACGUGAAGAAGACUUUAAACGACCUAUGUUUGAUAUUAAAGUUGAUUUAGAUGAAAUCAGUCUUAAUAUGAAUCGUGAUCAAUAUUCGGAUUUACUUGAUCUUCUUGAAUUUCUAGGUUAUCUUCGUGUUCAAUCCAAAUAUAUAAAAUAUCAUGUGAAAAAAGAAUUAGUAGAAAAGAAAACAUUAAGAAAUUGGAAAUUUGCUUAUGAAGCAAUUGUUAAUGAAGAAAUUCGACCAAGAUUUGAUUGUUAUAAAUGGGAAAAUAUAAAAGCACAUUUAAAACGUUGCAGAGAAUAUCGUACAUUACAUUAUCAAAAAUUAAUAGGGAAACUAACCCAGGAACAAAAAACUCGUGCAGAAGAAUUAGAAAAAAAACUUGAUGUUUUUAAUUUAACAUAUAUUCGUCGAAGUGCAGAAAUUGAAGCUCGAAAAAAGGAAGAACAAGAACCUAAAACUUGGCGGAGAAAUGUAUCAAAAUGGUGGAACAGAAAUCAACCAAAAGAUCAUCCAGAACUUAAUUUAGAAAAAGACAUGUCACCAGAAGAGAAGAAAAAAUUAUAUGACGCUAUUGGUUAUGAAGGAGAAGAUACUUCAACGUCAACUUAUCCAGAAGAAUAUGUUGAUAUUGAUUUAGCAAUUCGAUUAAAUAUACUUAAUGUUAAUAUUUGGUCUAAAAUUAACGAACAUGAUACUCAAUUUCAAGUUAUUGCUCGUGGUGUUAUACCUGAUACUAGUUUAAUAUUCAAACGACGACCAGCUAACAAUGCUCUUGCUAUAUAUGUUGAUUUGGGCUCAUUUCAAGUAUUUGGUAUUGCAACAAAUUCCAGUCAAUCCGAAUUAUUAAACGAUAGUCGACCUGUACUUGUACGUCCAUCAGCAUUAUCAUUAACUAAUCAACAAAAAUUCUUACAAGUAGAAUUUGAAACAAAUCCAUUAGAUAAAAAAUCUGAUUAUCGUGUUAAAGUUGUUUCACAAUCAUUAGAAAUAAAAUAUAAUGCUCCAACAAUUAAUAAAUUAGUAGCAUGUUUUGAAUCCAAUGCUUAUCGAAAUUUACAAGGUGUUAAACAAGUCGCAUAUUCAACUUAUGCAGAUGUUAAACAUCGUUCAUAUAUAUUAAUGAAACAUAAUAUCGAAAAAAUCAAAGUUUUAGAUAUUUAUAUUGAUAUUCAAUCAUCUUAUUUUCUUUUACCAGCAAAUGGAGUUUACCAAGAUAAUGCUGCAACAAUAUGUAUGGAUUUAGGUCAUUUGACAUUAAAACGAGGAACAAAAUCAAAUGAUAAUGGAGAAGAAUUCGUUCCAGCUAAAAAAGCAAAAGAUAUUAAAGAUGCUCGAGAAAAAUCAUAUACACAAUUUAAAUUGAAACUUGAAGAUAUUCAAUUAAUUUACGCAAAUCGAAAUGAAAGUUGGGAAAGUGCUCGUAAAGAAAAAAAUACACGUAUACAUUUGAUUCAACCAAUGGAACUUGAAUUAGAUGUUGAUAAAUGUAUUUAUAAUGAUGAUGCUGUGUUACCUGCUUGGAAAGUUGCUGGAAAUAUUCCUAGUGUAGAUUUAGGUUUAUCAGAUACACGCUUAUUUCGAAUAAUGCAGCAUAUUCAAUCAAUUCCACUUCCGAAAUCGAAAACUAGCGCAAUUGUCCAAGCACCAGUCGAUGUCGAAUCAGUAUCUGCACAAUUGUUAGUUAUUAAUACGGAAGAAACAUUAGAGGCAGUUGAAGAAAUAACAUCCGUAAAAAAAACUAAAGAAAAGAAGAAAAAGGAAUUUAAAGGACAAUUAACACAAUUAGAAGCUAUGUUUACACUUGAUAAAAUUGAUUUGCAUAUUGAUAAAGCUGCAAAUGAGAUUAAUGAUAAGGAUAAUGAUGAACCAUUUCUUUGUUUAACACUUGAAUCUAUAAAUGCUAAUACAAAAAUAAAAACAUUUGAUAUGGAACUUAAUGCAUCAUUAGCUAAUUUCAUUGUUUAUCAUCAACAAUUUAUUGGUAAAGAUAAUCAACCAUUACGUUUAUUAUCAGCUCAAUUAGAUAUACAAAAUACAAUGAAAAAACAGAAAUUAGUUAGUUUAAAAUUUCUACAUACUUCACAAAAAAAUCCGUUAUUUUCAUCUUCAACUUAUAAUGAAAUUGAGAAUAAAGCGGAUGUUCAUUUUAGUAAACUUGUUGUCACAUUACAAUUAGAAGUACUUUUAUCCAUAUUCAAAUUUCAAGAUUCAUUAAUGAAAAAAUUACCGAAGGAUAUAACAGACAAUCAAAUAAAAGAGCCACCAAAAGAAGAAGUAAAAGCUAUUGAAAAUAAUGAAAAAACAGAAAAGCGUGUUAAGAAAAAUGAUACUCCGGCAACAACUUCACUUAAAAUAAAUGCUGAUCUAGAAGAAUUUCGAAUAAUUCUUGCAUCAAAACAAGCACGAUUAUUUGACAUUCAAGUUCAAGGUAUCAAAGCUAAUGUAUCAAAAUCAUCAGAAAAGACAUUAGCUAAUUUAAUUCUAUCAGAUCUAUGCGUUUUUGAUCCGUAUGAAGGAGCACGAUAUCGAAAAAUUGUUUCUCAACAAGGCGAUGAUAAAGAUUUACUUCGUGUUGAUUUAUCCUUAUUUAAUUAUCCAGUGGAAUAUAAAAAAUCUCUUGAUAUUUAUGACUGUGAUGUAAAAGUUGAAUUUGCUAAAGCCAAUAUUGUCUUUCUGUUCAAACAUAUCGAUGUACUUUUAGGUUUUCUUCAAACACUAAAUAUAACUAAAUCAGCACUUGAUUUAGCAUCAACACAAGCAGAUGCUGCCUAUGAACAAGUACUAAAAUUACAAGAACAAGCAUUUAAAGUUCAUCUCGAUAUAACAUUUAAUGCUCCAAAUAUAAUUAUCCCAACAAAUUCAUAUUCUGAUGAAGCUUUAUUAUUUGAUUUGGGUAGAUUAACAUUAUUAACACGUUUUUAUGAUGAUCCAGAACGUUCACUUGUUGAACAACAAAGUGUUCGAUUAGAAAAUGUUCUUGCUAGUCGUGUUAAACUUAAUCAUGAUAAUAAUAUUCUUGGUGAAAUUAUUUUACUUGAAUGUGCGGAAUUAAAUAUAUUAAUUAAUCGUUUACUUUAUCCUGAAAAAGUUAAACAUGAACCAGGAGUUUCAAUUAAAGUUGAAUGGGACUUAGUUCAUUUUCGAUUAGCUAAAGGUGAUUAUUCAUGUGUUAUGAAAGUCUUAAUGGAAAAUUUUACAGAAAAUAUUCGUGAUCAAAUACCUGAAACUGCACAACUUGAACAAUAUCAUUAUAGACAAGAAGAACAAGAAGAAGCAGAAGAAGCUUUAAGAAAUGCUGUAAUUAAAAGACAACAAGAUGCGCAUGGUGGUGAAGUUUUACAAACAGUUAAAAUUCGAGCAGAAAUUAAGAAACUAGCAUUGACACUUUACUUGGGAGAAUCAAAUUUGAUUGUUCGUCGUGCACCACGUGAUGAAUCUUAUAAAUUAGCUAAUGUUCAAAUACAAUUAUUAGAAGCAUUAUUUCGUCACCAAACUGAUUCAAGUUAUAAAGCAAUGGUACGUGUUAAAAAUUUUCUAGUUGAUGAUUUACGUAAAACAAAUAAAGCAACAAGUGUAACACGUAUGAUGGAUAGACAUUUUACAGUUGAUCCAAAUGCUCAAAUGGUUAUUGCAUCAUUUGAAUUUAAACCAAAAUCUCCAACAAACUCAAUGGCACUUCGACAAUUGAGUGCUCAACUUGAAAGUUUUUAUAUAUGUAUCAAUCUGGAUUAUUUAAUGACAUUACAAGAUUUUUUUAUAUCUGGUUUACCAACUGGUAGUACUAAAACAAGAUCUCGUACAUCCGCAAUGGCAUCUGAAAAAGAAAUUUCAACUAAACCUACUCCAACUGAUAAUGAUAAUAAUCGAUUAAAAGUAGAUCCAACACCAAGUCGACCUUCAGUUACAUUAAAAAAUUCAGCAUCAUCAUCAAAACCUUCUGCACCUGAACCACCAAGUUCAUCUAAUGCUGAUUCACAGAUAGAAACACGAAUUGAUGUGAUUGUCAAAAAUCCGGAAAUUAUUUUACUUGAAGAUCAACAUAAUUCAAAUUCGAAUUGUCUCGUACUGGACGUAUCUUUACAGAUGCGUAUGAUUAUUGUUGGUGAAGAUUCAAAAAUAUAUAUUUGGUUAAAAGAUUUAACAGUUUACAGUUCAAAUUUUGCAGAAUUAAGAGAUUCAAAAAAUGCUGGUUCAAAAAUAAAAUAUCGCAUUUUACAGCUAGCUAAAGCUGAUGUUAUUGUAAUUAUGGAUAAUCAUCAACAAAAAAUUAAUGUACGAAUAUCAGAUAUUAUUGUUAGUAUUGCACCUGCAGCAGUUAAAACAUUAAUUGGUGUUACAAGUUCAUUAGGAACACUUCAAGCAAAUGCUGUAGAAGAAAAAGAAAAAGUUAAUUCAAAAUCAUUAUUUACUCCAAAAACAUUUAAAGAUUCAGGUCUUUGGUAUAUAAAAGAAUAUGAAGAAAAACAAGCUAAACUUGAAUCAACUGAUAUAUUAGAAACUGUUAAAGAAGAAGAAGAUAAAACGAUAGAAAAAGAAGAAAAAAUUGAAGCACAAACCGUUUUAAUACAACAGUUAAUUUUAACACUGGAGACAAUUCAAAUUAAAUUGGAAGUUGGUUUAGGUUCAGUAACAAAAUCCGUUGUCGCAAUGUGUUUAUCAAAUUUAAUAGCUGAUGUUAAAAAUUGGUCAACAGAUUUAAGUCUUUCGUCAACUGUUAGUAUUGAAGCUGCAUUAUUUAAUGAACGGAUGCUUGCUUGGGAACCACUCAUUGAACCAACAAUUGAUGCAAGUGGAUCUGUUCUUUCACCUUGGUGUAUCACAUGUUCAAUUGUACCUGUAUUGUCAUUAAUUGAAAAAAGUGGAUCGGCAGUAUCAAAUGAACAAGAACGAAAAGAGGGUGUACCAUCAAUAAAUUCUAAGCAAAUUAUAUUCAUACGUGCCGAUCAAUUACUUAAUUUAACAAUAACAAAAACAGGUUUUGAUUUAGUUCAACGUUUAUCAGUUUUAUUCAAUGAUGUUUAUAAUAAACGAUUACCAUUUACUGAAGAUAAUGAUCAGCCAAUGUUAUCAUUAUUUAAUGGAACUGGACGAGAAAUAUUCAUUGAUAAUUUAGAUGGUCUUGAAUUUGCUGAAAAUAUGACACUCACAUCAAAAGCUUUAAAACCAGAUGGUUUCGUUCCAUUGGUUGUAGCAAAUGAUCGUCAAUCAACAGCAAGACUUUCUGUUAUUGAAGAACAAGAUUUUAAACGACGACAAGAAUUUGGCAUUAAAAUUGGAGAUGUUGUUGAAACUGUUACUAUCAAUCGAACAUGGAAACGUGUUUAUGAAUUAGGUCCAUCACCAAAUCCAAAUUGGCCAGUUCAAAUGCUUUGUGAUACACAAUUACGAAAUGAUCGUCGAUGUGUUAUUCUUAGUUCAAUUGUUAAAGUUUAUAAUAAUACAACAAUGCCAUUAAUUAUUUUAAAUAUUGAUUCAGUUGAUCCAAAAAAAUAUCAUCGAAUGGCAAAAAUUGAUAUCAACGAUGAAUAUUAUGUACCGAUUGAUUUACUUUAUACACAUUCAAAUUCACCAAUAUUUAUUUCUACUGAUGAAAAUGAACAUAAUGGUGAAAUCUAUGAUUUUUUUUCAUUUGAUUGGGAAAAAGAAUUUUUAUCGGAAAAAAAAUUAAAAUUAAAAACUGGAAAGGAAGCAAAUUUUAUUAUUUUUAAAGAAAUAACAAAUUCUUAUUCAGAAAAUACCGAUCAGCUUCAUCAUGCAAGCUUUAGUCUUUAUAUUCAUCCAGCUCUUCAUUUAACUAAUCUUUUACCAGUCGAUAUUCAAUGUUCAAUUGAUAAUGCUGAACGAAUAAAUUUAAAACCAAGUGACUUAAAUCUAAUUACAUCUGGCAAUAAACAAUCUAUAUUAAGACUUAUUAUUCCAUCAUACAAUAAUAUAAAAUGGAUAUCUGAUUCAGUUGAUUUAAAUGUUGAAGGAAAAGGUGAUCAUAAUGAACAUCUUGUCAUACUUCAUAAUUCUAAUAAUCAUCAACAAAUAUUAAAAAUGGUAUUACGUGUUGAUACAUUCCAUGAAUCAUAUCGUUUACUAUUCUAUUCACCAUUUUGGAUUCUUAAUCGUACGGAAUUACAACUUGAAUUUCAAAUUGAAAAUAAUCGUGCAUUCAUUGAAGUUGCUCAAACACCAUUUUUAGUUUGUCCAGAUAAAUUUGGAAGUGAUGCAAACAAAAAAGGACAGAUUCGUCUUUAUAGUACCCAACAAGGAGAUAAUACAAAAAACUGGUCUAAGAAAUUUUCACUUGAUGUUAUUAAAAGUACUGGUAUGGCAUCAUGUAAAGUUACAAAUGAUCGAACUUAUAUGGUUUGUGUGGAUAUUGCAACAUGUUCAUUUGGUUUAACAAAAAUUGUUACAUUAUCACCAUCAGUCGUUAUUAUUAAUAAAUCUACAAUGGAAAUUGAAGUAAUUGACACAGUAUCAGAUAGAGAACAAGUUAAAUGGCGACCACUUAAUCCUGAACAAAUAAUUCCAUUUUGGCCAUAUGAUAUAAAAAAGGGUGUAAUGCGUGUUCGAUAUACACAUAAUCGUGUUACAUCAAGUCCAUUUAUGAUGAAUCAAAAACAUCGAACACUUUUACGUAUGGAUGAUGAAGAACGUCCAGCAAUAUAUGUUGAAGUCACAGCAACUGAUUUUGAUGGUGUUCGAGUGAUUUUUGGUGAUUAUAAAAUUGGUGAUGCACCACUUCUUCUUGUCAACUGUUUGAGAAAAGAUCCAAUAUCAUUUUGUCAAGUUGAUGAUGUACGUACGCAAGUUUUACCACCACUGAAUUAUGUUUAUUAUACAUGGUCAGAUCCAUUGAAACCAAGAGAAUUAGUUAUCUCAUGUGGUUCAAAGAAAAAAACUGUGGAAUUAACUCCUCAAUGUGGUUUUCUUGGACAAGAUGGUGAUCAUAAUGUUAGCUAUACAACAUUUGUUGAUGGUGUUCAAACUGUAUUACUUUUUUCGGAUGAUACCAAAGUCAUUGAAGCUACUUCUGGAAUGCCAUCAUUAGCAGAAUCAAUGGGUCAACGUGUUCAAAUUGGUAUUCAUGAUAUUGGUUUAUCAAUUGUAAAUGAUGUAACUCGAGAAGAAAUGCUAUAUAUAAGUUUAAAUAAAUCUAAAGUUGUUUGGACAGAAACAAGAAGAUCACGUGUUCGACCAUUAUCACAUGAUAUGAAUAUACAUUUAGAAGAACUCUAUAGAACUCAUCUUGAACAACGUGAAGCUAAUCCAGAUGAUAAAGAACUUUUGAAAAAUAAAUAUCAUAUGGAACAAUUUCGUGAAAUAUCAUUUCAUGGUGAUACAGCCGAAUUAGUUAAUUCUAAAAGUCAAAGAAAAAUAGCUAAACGACAAGCAUUAGAUGGUCUUUGGAUUGAAUAUGCAUGGUCAGUUACAAAUGCUUCAUUACGUAUAAAAAUAAAUCGUGUACAAAUUGAUAAUCAACUUGAUUAUACAAUGUUUCCUGUUGUUCUUUAUCCAAUAAUAUCAAAAGCAACAGGAACGGAUCUUGCAGAAAAACCAUUUAUUGAAUUAAGUGUUUAUGAAUCGAAAACAAGUCGAUCAAAUGUCAUGCAAUUUAAAUAUUUUAAAUUACUUAUUCAAGAAUUUGCUGUUAAAAUUGAUCAAGGUUUAAUUAGUGCAACAGCACCAACAAUAAAUAUGGAUACGGAUUUAGAACAAAUACAAAAACCACUUGAUGCUAUUAUCAAAGCAUUAACUGAUAGUCCAACAGGCGAAACAGAAAUGUAUUUUGAUAAAAUACAUUUAUCACCACUCAAAAUUCAUGUUAGUUUUUCAAUGCAUGGAUCAAAAUCAAGUCAAGUAUUAUUAGCUGAAUAUCCAUUAGUUGCAUUUUUAUUACAAACAUUAAAUGUUGCAGAAGUACAAGAUAUUAUUUUACGUUUGGGUUACUAUGAACGAACACAUGAUCGAUAUACAAUAACAAAAUUAUCGAAUGAAGUUUCAUCUCAUUAUCAAAAUCAAUUUAUGAAACAACUUCAUGUACUUGUUCUUGGUCUUGAUGUACUUGGAAAUCCAUUUGGUGUUAUUCGCGGUCUUGCUGAAGGUGUUGAAUCAUUUUUUUAUGAGCCAUAUAGAGGUGCAAUUGAAGGUCCAGUGGAAUUUGCUGAAGGUGUAGCAACAGGUGUUCGAACAUUAGUUGGUUCAGCUGUUGGUGGUGCUGCUGGUGCAUUUUCAAAAAUAACUGGUGUACUUGGAAAAGGUUUAGCUACAUUAACAUUUGAUGAGGAUUAUAAAAUUUCACGUAUAAGACGAAAACAACCAACAACUCAUAGAACUACUGAUAUUGCUAUUGGGGGAAAAAAUGUUGUUAUGGGUUUUGUUAAUGGUGUAACAGGUGUUGUUAUAAAACCAGUUUCAGGUGCUAAAGAAGGUGGUGCAUCAGGAUUUGUUAAAGGUUUAGGAAAAGGUUUUAUUGGUCUUGUUACAAAACCAACAGGUGGAGUUGUUGAUUUUGCAAGUACUUCAUUAGAUCUAAUAAAACGAACUGCUCAACAAGAAGAAGUUGUACGACGUGUUCGUUAUCCACGUCAUGUUGGCCAUGAUGGUCUUGUUCGACCAUAUAUUUGUCAUGAAGCAAUGGGAUUUUUUAUUUUAAAUAAAUUAAAAAAUGGGAAAUAUGCUAAAACAGAUACGUAUGUUGCACAUAUAACUUGUUCAGACAAUCCACCCUCUUGGUUAUUAGCUACGUCAAAACGUUUAUUAUUUAUAACUGAAAUAUCAUUUCUUGGUUUAUAUGAAAUUGAUUGGCGAAUUGAAUAUGAAGAUUUAAGAGAAGAACCAGUUGUGAAGUCUUAUUCAAAUCGAAUACAAAUUCUUACAAAAGAAUCAAAGAAAACUGGAACAUUAAGGUCAACUCGCUCAUAUGGUAAAAUGGUUAUAUAUCGAAAUAUAUCUGAAGCUCGAUAUAUUGUUGAUAGAAUUACUAAUGCAAUGCAUACCAUUGGUCUUUAA